AUGGACGGCUUGUUCGAUGGCUCGCCGCUUCUAUCGGCCGUCCUCGCGGCAGACUUCGUUGAUGUACUCUUGAAGAGAUGGUGGGAUCUUUUUACCAUCUUGGCUACAGCUUGGGUAUAUCUUGUACUUGCAAGGAGACUCGAUAUUCUGUUUACCCUGGGCUUUGUCGCUUGGAAGCAUGCUUCUGUAAUGACCUCGCUUGUAAGCCUCCUCAACUCACGGUAUAUCACGGAUGCCGCCCUUGGAAUAUGCGGAAUAUUUCUAGUUGGUUACUAUGCCUCAAGGUGGACUGUCAAUCGCAGGGUCAACUCCACUGCUAGUACUGCUCAUGGACUGUUGAUUCCUGGUCGAAUAACUCACCAUAGGUUGUAUCCCCAGAAGCAUUCUUUUUCUUAUCCAUACCUCCUGCUUGGCAUCCCGAUAGAGGUCUCGGAUAACGCCAAUGACAUUAUGCUUGCAAAUGUUCACAGUUCAUGGUCUUGGUUCAUACAAUUGUCCGGAUUGACAGCCUUGUUUAAGGUUUGUCUGGCUGAUCACCUACAACGCAUACGCUCCGACAAUGGCUUGCGUGGAAAAUUGGAUGCAUAUCUGGGGUCUGAGGGUAUUGAUGCCUCGCGGUAUCCGUAUGCCUAUCUCGUGACUGCCGCACAGUUGCCAGGCUUGCGCUUUAAUCCGGCAACCUUCUGGUUCCUUUACUCACCAGACAGGGUCUUUCAGGCAAUCAUCCUGGAGAUGAACAAUGUCUUCGGGGAAAGGCAUCCCUAUCUUGUCACGAGAGAAGUACAGGCAGAAGAUAAGCAUGUUCAUAACAUGACCGAGAACGACCAAGGACUUCUGUGCGCUCAAAGAAGAACGACAUGGCGAAAGAGAUUUCAUGUACCGCCUUUCAACUCGCGAACGGGAUCAUAUUCUAUGCUUGCCAAGGAUCCCCUUGGGCCUGGAAUGCGAGGAUUUCGAGGUCUCGAUGUUUCUAUCACCCUCUCGUCGUCAAAAGACCAGCCGAAGCUUUUGACAAACUUGUUCUCCGAAGGCGAGGCUAUUGACCCCUAUAAAAUAAGCAUUUUAGGGAGGGUUCGGUUUGUCUCAAGCUGGCUCGGUUCGCUUCUAGCCAUUCUCCCCCGAUUCAUGAUGGAAUCAACCAUUCUCUUCUUCAAACCUAGUCUUCAUUUCUGGUAUCGGCCUGAACCUUACAAGGAAAGUAUAGGACGUUCAGCUAAUUGGAUUGAGAAAAUUCUCGAACAAGUAUUUCAUGAAUACUUGAAGCAUCUUGUCCAACGAUCGACCGCCCCUGUCACUAUUCUAUACACGCCAGGGGGAGUUGCUGAAGCGUCUGAGCAGACAUUCAUCUCACCCUCCGCGUGCGGCCCUGGAGAAUCUAUAUGCGAGAUCAAGAUCAAAGUGUUGACGCCGAUUUUCUAUUCACGCUUCGUUUACUAUGCGCAUAAUUCUGAGGCCAUCUUCUGCGAGGUGGCUGAAAGCUGUACCCUUUGGACUGACAAGCCGGAGCAGCUGACAAAGGUUUUUUUGAAGAAGGGUUCUCCACCUAUUCAUGCUUCCAAUCUGCUUGAUUAUAUGCACUUCCAGCUCAUCAAAAACCUCAGACGCCGCCCUGAUAAGAUUGAGAGACCAUUGACGUCUACAAAUGGACAUUCGUCCUCAGUGAAGGGCGUCGAUAUCCGGGAGUUUCGAAUUUCAUCAAUGGACGCCUUUGUUCUUGAACAAGGAGAUGCAGAACUCAAAAACGCGUAUUUGAGGUCUGUGGUCCGCCUCUUUGUGGCUGAUCGCAUUGCUAUGAGUAGUGUCAGCCUACUUGGCAUGAUGGAGCUCAUAGGAAGAGUGGGUGUCUCAUGGGUGCUGGCAUUGCUCAUUACGCAGACCAUCAUGAGCUUCUCAUGA
Molecule: messenger RNA, 1896 nt
Organism: Fusarium fujikuroi IMI 58289
Lineage: Eukaryota; Fungi; Ascomycota; Sordariomycetes; Hypocreales; Nectriaceae
Exons: 2
Coding region: 1-1896 (631 amino acids)
Source: RefSeq, a predicted model, not a curated record